ACUUGAUUUGCGCAGACGGAUGCGCUCCAGACGCAUUACCAUCCCAGCCGUCAUCUGUAAUGGUUUGGUCAGUGUGAUUGUGCGGAUUUUCAGCGAUUUUACAGGAAAAUACGCGGAAAUAUCGAGUGACUGCAGUCGAAAUCGACUCCUUAGGAUGUAGUUCGUGGAAGGUCAGUAGUUCCGAACCAAUUGGCUUCAGCGGUCGUGCAUUCACCAAUUUGUACGCAACAGAACAGAGUAUGCAUUCGCCAUUUUGUCCGCAACCAGAACGAGUUGGGUGUAAGCAACUGUUGUUUUAAGGUUCGCUCUUCAUUUUCAUCUUGGGAAUACACCGACAGUUUCAUUUGGCAUAAUCUUUGAAUGAUUCUCUGUACAAGUUGAGAAGCAAUGUUUUCAUUUCAUAGGCCCAAAGUGUACCGGUCGCCGACUGGAUGUUGUAUCUGCAAAGCCAAAUCCAGCAGCUCCCGCUUUACCGACAGCAAAAAAUAUGAGGAAGACUUUCUAGAAUGCUUCAAGUUGGCCAGUCCACGACAGGGCGAGAUUUGCAAUGCCUGCGUUCUGUUGGUCAAGCGAUGGAAAAAAUUGCCUGCCGGGUCUGGACGUCACUGGCAACAUGUGGUGGAUGCUCGAGCCGGCCCUGGAAUGAAAUCGUUCACCAAAUUCAAGACCAAGAAGAAAAAGCUGGCCGACAAGAUGAAGAAGAUGCAAUUUGAAAGGGAAUACAGUCCGGCGCUUUCGGACAAGAGCGACACCGCUGAAGCCACUGAAGAGAUGGAUAUCGCUGAGAUGGAUUGCCUGUCGGAAGACGGGCCUAGAAGCUUUAACUCGUCGAGAAACAACAGUCCGGGCAUCAGCGACAAUGAGGAGACGAUAGUGCGGGGAGCCGUGGGGCGAAGGUGUAAAGCCAAGCCGAGAAGACGCGCACCGCUUGAGGAGAAUGUUGAAGAUUACAUUGACCCGGAAUACUGGACAAAGGAGACGAUUUGCUGUGGAUCAUUCUACCGCGGCCGAGGCAACGAGAUGUUAAUGGUGGAAGGCGAGCUGAAGCCCUGCCCAAGUCGGGUGGCCUUGUGCAAAGCCAAAGCGCUGGCUCAGAAGACAGCGACUGUUCGCGAGCCGAGCGUCAAGAGCGCGUUCAGCGACAGCAGUUCUGAUUCCGGUUACGAUGACUCGUCGAAUCAGGGCCUUACGAUGUCGCCAAUUGAGCACAGCAAUCGGCUUAGCGAGUCGGCGAGUCUCGCAACGAUCGAAGAGGAAACGGUCAAGCCGCAAGGGUUGGAUUUGAUGUGUCACGAGACGAUUUUCACUGAUGUUAGCGAAGUGGUGCAUUCGGACGUUGAGAUGGCGGAGAGCAGUGAUUUAGGGACUAUUCCGCAGUAAUACGCGUCCUCUAGUUUAUUUUAGUUUAGUGUCACUUAAUAGGUUUUAUUUGUUGCUGCCUGACGAUUAUGAGGUUUGUGCUGUUCUUGUGCGUCGGCUGGUGAAAUAGUUGGGGAGGGAAGGAGUCAAGGGCACGAAUUUCUUGAAAACCACUUACUAGAGGGCUCUAGCGAGCGCCUUUCAAGCAAGGAUAGUAUAAAUGUGUUCUAACCAACAGUACAAAAUAAUUAAUAAGAUAAUUGCUGGAUGUCACACUGUCGCCGCUCUGAGCUAGCAAGUUCAAGUGGCGGCACGGUGAACAGCUCAGCAAUUGUUCGACUGAUUGCUGUCUGUUUUCUGACGGUGAAACUAUAAUAAUGAAAUUCGUAUUAGACAAGUUGGGUCCAAGUGUUCCAUGACGUGGCACGAGUUGUUCACCAUUAGCAAUACGACGUUUCCCCAUAGUCAUUCAUAUCCGCCAUCAGGUGUCUUGUCCGUGAUCUAUCUACUGCCAGCGUUCUCACGUGUUUCGUCCCUCAUAUUAUGGAAUUGUUUAUCAAUUAAAAUUGUGUUGAAAGUUAGACUGUUGAUUGAGGAUGUGCAAUACGAGUCGAAAUUGCCGAGCCAGACCUGAUUUUGUUCAUCAUUCCCUGAUCAUUUCUCAAAUUGCGCCAGCAGGGCGGUUUUGAUUUGGUUCUGAGCGUCUUCCUGGCAUUCGCCAAAUGCGCCUGAGCAAGACGUUGUUGGAAGGAACAAAGGCUUGCUUCGGCUUCUUCCAGGUAGGCGCCAGGAAGUUGGACUAAUCAAAGCCUCCCUGUGCCCAAAACUGAAUAGUUGAAGACUGCAAGACUUGACUAGUCCUAGCGUGUACCACCAUGUAGGAUAAAUGAAUUAAUCCGUGGAGAAUCUCCUACCGUUCAAAAUCCUAACUAUGCUUAAGUCAGUAAAUGCAAUAUGCUGUUUGAUCUCAGUGGCCCCACUUUGUCGGCGGGGCCCGAAUUACAUAAAAUCGAUGAUUAAAGGAAAGCGUACACUGCGACUUCACAAGCUAGUUCGUAAUGAAGUAUUACUAUUAUGGAAUUUUUAUGUAAAUCAUUAUUUUUUAAUGCGAGAUAUUAUGUAUUUAUGUAAUUUCUAUUAGUUUUAAGGAUAGCCCUAUAAUAUAUAUACAUAUUAAAUUAUUUUGGUUGAACUGUUAGGAGUGUAGGCAAGCGCGCGCGCUGGGGUUGUUCCGAAAAGCCAAGUCGGGUAUUUUUGUAAAUCGUUCGAUAUAUGUAUUAGGACGUAGAUGGCGAAAUUCGAAAAUUUUAUCUUGAAACUGUAGAGUUUGCUCGGGUUUUGCUUUCAAUUUUGGGUCUUUUCUAAAUUACUGUAUAACGUAUGAGUUUAUCUGCACGGGAACAUUUAUGUGAGGAUGGUUUGGGAGAGAAACGAACCGAUUUUAUGUAACAGUUAACCCGAAAUCAGCCAGACAUUUUCAUUGAUUCAGGCCGUUUUCGGUGAAAUUUAAACGCGUGAACUCAAUCAAUUGCUCUUUUUGUUUCAAUCCCCAAACCGGGCUCGGAUGAACUUUUCCCUGUGGGUUUUUUUUUUCACUGUAUCAUUGUCGAUCGGAAUGUCUGGCCGGGUUAAUGGUUUGGGAGAGAGAAACCUACAGAUUUUAUGUAACGUUUGACCCGAAAUCGGCCAGAUAUUUCGAUUGAUGUGAACUUUUGCUGAAACAAAGUAUGUUGUUGGAAAUUUCGGCGCGAAAUCCGAACCAAUUGGAGCAAACCAACACUGGGAACGAGCUCUUGCAUGCAAAAGUGCUGUUUUAUUCGCUUAAAUCUUAAAGUAAACUGGACAGUUUCAAGCAAUGGCCGCGAAAGCCUCUGUUGAAUCUUACCUUGUUGGGCAUUUGCUUUUUGUUUGCUACAAUUCCCAUUAAGUCCAAUUUUACAGUAAACAGCAACAACAAGAAACCAUUGCUUCAUGUCUAUUUAGUGUUUUAGUAGUUUUUUGCGAUUGGUCGAUUGCAUUAUUAGGCCAACUGAUUUUUAAAAUUGACUCAAUUGUUUCCUUAAUGGUUAUAGAUCAAAUAAUAAACGAGUUUUUACCAGA
Molecule: messenger RNA, 3459 nt
Organism: Dendroctonus ponderosae (mountain pine beetle)
Lineage: Eukaryota; Metazoa; Arthropoda; Insecta; Coleoptera; Curculionidae
Product: SIN3-HDAC complex-associated factor
Exons: 8
Coding region: 388-1380 (330 amino acids)
Biological process (GO): negative regulation of cell migration
Source: RefSeq, a predicted model, not a curated record